GAGAAAAUGGAAAGUGUUGCCGACGCAUUCAAGGGACUGGCUGCCACCGUGAAUUCACGGAACCCGCAGGUGACUGUAAAGCAGUUCUCUGACGCAUGCUCUCUUUUCUCGGGGCUCUUUGGUAUUCUUGAUACGUCCUUCAAGUUUGCAAAGAUGGACUACGUUAGCAAGCUCAAUGAUCUUGCCGCGGCAUCGCGUUCAAUAUCCACAUUGGAGGCAAUGAUUGACAAAGACAUUGAGGCAGGCUGUGUAAAGAAAUUUGGUAGCCAUACACGGAACCUUUUGAAGGUAAAGCAGGGUCUUGAAAUGAUCAAGGUUCUGUGCGAAGAGUUAUUGGCUACUGAAGGUGAUGACUCUCUAAAGGAUGCAGCAAUUAAGGCUUACAAUCAAGUGCUUUUUCCUCACCAUCAGUAUAAUAUUCAGAAAGCUUGUGCUACUGGGUUGAACUCUCUCCCCUCGAAGUCUUUGGUGCUACUCCUGAUCGGUGAAACUGAGGAAACGAUUAAUGUUCAUCUGCAAAGCUAUGUUACUGCAUCGACACCAGUAAUUUCAUAUCUGGACAAACUCUUCCUCUCCAAGAACCUUGGUAUCGAUUGGUGAAGACUCUGAAAACUCGCAUUGGCCCUGGUUAUUUUGCAAGUAUUAUCACUCUUUAAAGUCUCUAUUUUAUCAAUCUAUGCAUGUAAUGACAUUACGGCCUCCAAAAGCUGGAUCAUUUCAUGAACCGCUUUGGUUAUGUCCGAGAAAAACUCAAAUAAAUCAUCUUUAAAGCGUGA
Molecule: messenger RNA, 776 nt
Organism: Eruca vesicaria subsp. sativa (arugula)
Lineage: Eukaryota; Viridiplantae; Streptophyta; Magnoliopsida; Brassicales; Brassicaceae
Source: the annotation of a GenBank genome assembly